CACGUGAUCUGCGGGUUUAGCUUCAACUUUCCAAUGCUCCGCAUCUUAUACCUUCGCUUGCCCGUUCGUCAUCAUAGCUUCAAUUCCAAUUUCGACACGUUUUCAUUGGCGAAUAAAUUUUCUGAAUUACAUUACAGAAACUUUGGCACGUCAAUAUGGUUCCACCGCCUAGCCGCAUUCUAGAUCUGGUCAAAGUCAAAUGUCGAAUUUUCGCCACGACCUUUAACCCUCAACGACUGCGAUUGGGAAACAAAAUCUUACGGCAGCGUCUAAGAGGACCUGCUCUGGCUUCAUGGUAUCCACGCAAAAGUGUUUCAUUUCGCGACCUGCAAGAUAUAUACAAGCCAUUGGACCUCACAACAUUUGACGAAGGCCAAGACGACAGAGAAGAAGCCAUUCAAAUUGCGAAGCUACGAGGUAAAGGGAGGCCCAAGAAGAAAAGAACCGCUGCAGAAUCGCGCAACCAGAAGAAGAAGAAAUAGUUGGCCUUGUCUCAGGUUCCUGCGUACUGAAUUUCUUAUUGUCAGCGAAAGUGUAACAAAUUAAAUUAUUUGAAUUGCAUCAACGGCGCCUGUGGAAUGUUCUGUUUAGCUACUUAUGAAUUUUACAUAUCGUUUCUGUACUUUUACUUUCCCCUACGAUACAAUGUAUGUGAUACUCGAGUGCCAGCAUAAACUUUUGAGCCUUGGACAUUUUCCUUUAAGUGCACGCCAAUUCAUUGUAGACAUAUUAGGCUCUAUGUCUGUUUUACAUGCUUCAGCCGCCGUUAGAAUUGAUAACCUGUUG
Molecule: messenger RNA, 786 nt
Organism: Talaromyces proteolyticus
Lineage: Eukaryota; Fungi; Ascomycota; Eurotiomycetes; Eurotiales; Trichocomaceae
Product: mitochondrial ribosomal subunit S27-domain-containing protein
Exons: 4
Coding region: 156-482 (108 amino acids)
Cellular component (GO): mitochondrion
Source: RefSeq, a predicted model, not a curated record